This is a messenger RNA of Penicillium canariense, 387 nucleotides long. RefSeq names its product transcriptional regulator family: bZIP. The record is from RefSeq and is a predicted model, not a curated record. The coding region runs from base 1 to 387 and encodes 128 amino acids. NCBI's taxonomy places the organism in Eukaryota, Fungi, Ascomycota, Eurotiomycetes, Eurotiales, Aspergillaceae. The transcript has a single exon.
AUGCCGGGUGAAAAAAAGCGAGAACACGAACAGAUGAAAAACAUACUGGAAACCGAGACCGCUAAACGUGACUUUCUUUUGUCUGAGUUGAGCCAAUUGAAAAACGAGCUCUGGUAUCUCAAGAACACAGUAUUCGAACACGCAAACUGUGACGACCAGAAGAUCGACAUUCAGCUCGCCAAAAUGACUCAAAGUGUGCUCGAAGCAAACUCCGGACAAUUAACAUGCCCAUCGCCAACCUCUUCGGCUAGCGCUUGGUCAGAUGGAUCGGGUUUGGGAGCGUCAGAUGCGCCUGGGGUUCCGGUGAUGAUGCCGACUCAGGACGUUGGCUAUCGAGGCUAUCCCGAUUCGGUGUUCGACAGUUUUAUCGAUCUACCGAGUCUGUAG